Rotaria sp. Silwood2 is the source of this 483-nucleotide messenger RNA. The record is from the annotation of a GenBank genome assembly. Lineage: Eukaryota; Metazoa; Rotifera; Eurotatoria; Philodinida; Philodinidae.
AUGGAUGCCGCUGCCGACAAUGCAGCUCGUAUUCUUGCAACAGCUCGUGCAUCGGGUGAUCUUAUUGUUCAUAUUCGUCAUGAAUUCACGACUAGCGAUGCACUGUUUUUCAAGCCAGGAUCUGCUGGCGCUCAGAUUCAUCCGAAACUGCAGAACUUCAAAGAUGAGUAUGUUGUGGUUAAACGUUACACCAAUUCCUAUCGAGAAACCAAUCUAAAAGAUAUACUAGAUCGUCAUGGUAUUCAAGAAGUAGUCAUCUGCGGUGCCAUGAGUCAAAAUUGUAUUGAUGCUGUGACUCGUGCUUCGUUUGACUUUGGAUAUGACUGUAUUAUUAUCCAUGAUGCUUGUGCCACCCGUGAUUUUGAAUUCAAUGGAAUGCCAAUUUCAGGUAAAUACGUGCAUGCAGCAUUCAUGGCUGCUCUUCAAUUUGCUUAUGCUAAGACCAUUUCCACAGACGAGUAUCUCGCCAAUGGAAAAAAGUAA